Molecule: messenger RNA, 954 nt
Organism: Phacochoerus africanus (Common warthog)
Lineage: Eukaryota; Metazoa; Chordata; Mammalia; Artiodactyla; Suidae
Gene: FCN3
Product: ficolin 3
Source: RefSeq, a predicted model, not a curated record
UUUGGGGGGCCCACCUAUCUGAGGACCCAGGACCACCCCAGCUGCCCAGAUCCCAGGGAACUGGAAGCCAGUAAAGUCGUCCUCCUGCCCUGUUGUCCUAGAGCCCCAGAAAGUCCUGAGAAGGGACCACCAGGUCCUCAGGAUGAGAGACACCAGGGACAACCUGGACCACCGGGCAGGAUAGGCCCCAAGGGUGAGCCUGGAGAUCCAGCGAAUCUGUUCUGGUGCCAGGAGAGUCCCAGAAGCUGCCAGGAGCUGCUGAGCCAGGGUGCCACCUUGAGCAGCUUGUACCAUCUGUGCCUACCCAAGGGCAGAGCCCUCCCAGUCUUGUGUGACAAGGACACCACAGAGGGCACAGGGUGGUUGGUCUUCCAGAGGCAGCGGGAUGGUUCCAUGGAUUUCUUCCGCUCUUGGUCCUUCUGCCGAGCAGGUUCGGGGAGCCAGGAGUCUGAAUUCUGGCUGGGGAAUGAGGUUCUCAGCAGGGUCCAGGCCCCAGGUACCUGGGAGCUGUGGGUGGAGCCUGAGGCCUUUAGAGGUGACCACACCUGUGCUCACUAUGGGGCCUUCUGCCGCCUUAGUGAGCAGCUGGUGCUGGGCAAGUUCUCAGAGGGCACGGCAGGGAACUCUCUGAGCUUCCACAGCUGGAAGCCUUUUACCACCUAUGAUACAGACCAUGAUGCCAGUGGGGGCAACUCUGCGGUGACUGUCCUCAGUGCCAGGUGGACACCAUACAGAUCCUGCUACCAGUCCAAUCUCAACGGGUGCUACUCAGUGUCCGAAGCCACCACCCAUAACUAUGGCUUCAACUCGGCCUCAGCAUGGCCACCCACACGAUGCUUCGCUAGGGCACCCGAGCAACCAGCACCCUUAUCUCUCCUGUACAGCUUCCGGACCCUCAGCUACUUCUCCCCAUUGCUAACCACCUCUGCUCUUCUGUCCAUGUUUAAAAAAUAA